This is a messenger RNA of Thalassophryne amazonica, 1653 nucleotides long. Its product is annotated as uridine-cytidine kinase-like 1. The record is from RefSeq and is a predicted model, not a curated record. Gene Ontology annotation, cellular component: cytoplasm. The transcript has 15 exons. Lineage: Eukaryota; Metazoa; Chordata; Actinopteri; Batrachoidiformes; Batrachoididae. The coding region runs from base 14 to 1651 and encodes 545 amino acids. Gene Ontology annotation, molecular function: ATP binding; kinase activity.
UAAGAAGGAAUCCAUGGUUCGGGGGGUUUUAGGAUCCCCAUGGAAACGGAGUAUGGUUAAAAAAAAAAAAAAAAAGAUGUCAUCCCGCUCGGACAGGGCGAGUAGGGAAGACUCACUGGACCGGCUCCUGCCCCUCGCCGGGGCCCUUCGCAAGAAGAGUACCACAUCUUUGAGUAAAACUGAGCCUCCUCUGCUCCGCACAGGCACUCGCACCAUAUACACCGCUGGACGGCCUCCCUGGUAUGACAAGCACAGAGCUCAGUCAAAAGAGGCCUUUGUCAUCGGGCUGUGUGGGGGCAGCACCUCAGGGAAGACCACUGUGGCCAAUAAAAUCAUUGAGGCUCUGGAUGUGCCAUGGGUUGUCUUGUUGUCGAUGGAUUCUUUCUACAAGGUUUUGACUCCUGAGGAACAGAAUCUGGCGGCAAGUAACGACUAUAACUUUGACCACCCUGGGGCAUUUGAUUUUGAGCUGCUGGUUGCAAUGCUGCGAAAACUGAAGCAGGGCAAGAGUGUGAAGAUCCCAGUGUACGACUUCACCACACACAGACGACACAAAGACUGGAAAAAUCUGUACGGUGCCAGUGUAAUCAUAUUUGAAGGAAUUAUGUCUUUUGUGGACAAAGAGCUUCUUCAGCUCCUGGAUAUGAAGAUCUUUGUGGACACAGACUCUGACAUCCGGCUGGUCCGACGGCUCCACAGGGACAUCACAGAGCGCAGCCACGACAUAGACGGCGUCAUAAAGCAGUACAACAAGUUUGUGAAGCCAGCGUUUGAGCAGUACAUCGAGCCGACCAUGAGGCUGGCUGAUAUUGUUGUGCCAAGAGGUGAGACAGAAGGAGUGGUGGGACACAUGGUGGCCAUAGAUCUGAUAGUCCAGCACAUUUAUAGCCAGCUGGAGGAGCGUGAGCUCAGUGUCAGGUCGUUACUGACUGCCACUGCCUCUGCGCAGCAGACACAGCCGCUCCCCCAGACGCUCAGUGUGUUAGAGAGCACGCCGCAGGUCAGAGGUCUCCACACCAUCAUCAGGAACAGAGAAACCAGUCGAGACGAGUUUAUCUUCUACUCCAAGAGAUUAAUGCAGCUUCUCAUAGAACAUGCACUGACGUUUCUUCCAUGUCAGAAGUGUAUAGUUCAGACUCCACAGGGUCAGGAGUACGAGGGUCGCAGUUACAAUGGAAAAGGGAUCACUGGUGUGUUGAUCCUGCGGGCCGGAGAGACCAUGGAGCCUGCCCUGAGGGCUGUGUGCAAGGACGUCUGCAUCGGCAAGAUCCUUAUUCAGACCAACCUUGACUCAGGCGAACCGGAGCUGCAUUACCUGCGUCUGCCCAAAGACAUCAGUGAAGAUCAUGUCAUCCUAAUGGACAGCACCAUCUCCACCGGCGCUGCUGCUAUGAUGGCAGUACGAGUCCGCCUGGAUCACGAGGUGCAGGAGGAUAUCAUGUUGGUGUCACUGCUGAUGGCUGAGCUGGGCGUGCACUCUGUGGCCUACGCCUUCCCAAAAGUCAAAAUUAUCACUACAGCUGUGGACAAGCGUGUGGAUGAUUUUUUACAUGUUAUUCCUGGUAUUGGGGACAUUGGGGACCGGUACUUUGGGACAGACCGAGCUGACACAUGGAGUGUUGAAGAUGUCCAGAACCAGCCAUCAAGUUGAUA